AUGAACAAACCAGUCGUUUUUACAAAUGUUGCAAACAGUUGGAGUGCUCUCUCGAAAUGGACUGACGAUUAUAUAUUGCGAGUGAUCGGUGAUCACAAGGUCGAUGUCAAUAUGUGUACGUUUGGAAAGAUGUCCGAUAUUACCAAGAUGUCGUUCGCCGAGUAUUAUCGUAACUCACUCGCACAAUGGCCAGACAUCAAACCGGAGACACUCAAUCAGAAUCUUCCAUACCUCAGAAAUUUCGAUUGUUUCGGUGAGUUUCCUGCGUUUGGCGAUGAUGUCCGUAGUCAAGAACUUUUCAAACCCGACAUUCAUAAUAUGAUUGUUCGUGGAGCAUUUAUCGGUGCUAAAAACACUGCCACUCAUUUCCAUAAGGAUACAGGUGAUAAUGUCGUCGCUGUUAUUCGUGGAAAGAAGCUGGUUGUUCUAGUUCCACCAGCGGAGGAAUCAAACUUGACAAGAGAUCCUCUCAAUAUCUCGGUUGGCGAGAACGAUUCAGGUGCACCACUCGAGUCACAUCCUUCACUUGCACGCGUAAACAAUGCCUUUGUUACGACAUUGGACGUUGGAGACGCUCUUUUCAUUCCCAUCGGUUGGAAUCACUAUGUAAAGAAUUUAGAUUUCACUGUUUCAGUGUCUUGUUGGGGAAAGGAUAUUAAUCCUGAUAAACAACAUUAUUAA
This is a messenger RNA of Heterostelium album PN500, 681 nucleotides long. It is a transcript of the gene jcdB, whose product is annotated as transcription factor jumonji. The record is from RefSeq and is a predicted model, not a curated record. The transcript has 2 exons. Bases 1 to 681 code for a protein of 226 amino acids. Gene Ontology annotation, molecular function: 2-oxoglutarate-dependent dioxygenase activity. Lineage: Eukaryota; Evosea; Eumycetozoa; Acytosteliales; Acytosteliaceae.